AAAUAAUACUACAUGGGUGGACAACAUUGCCCGCUCCCAGGAGCUCAUAAUUCUUGUUAAUUCACUCCCGCAUGCUGCAUGCUUUACCGUCUGUCAUCAUAACUUCCCGUGAUUUAACAUGAAAUUAAUUUUAAAUUACUUUCUCAUUAACAAAUACACCUAUUCGCGGCCUUUUGAUCAAAAGGAUCCUUCUGAGAAAUUCGGCAUACUUAAUGUAAAUUAACUUUACAUUAUUGCUUUAAAUAUCAGUCUUUAUCCCCGGCGUGCCGGCUGUUAUCAGCGUUAGCAAACGCUACCUAUACAAUCUUAACUCGAUUAAGCGGUGGUAGCUAAGCAUAAGAAACGAUAAAAAUGGCACUAAAAGAUAUGCCGAUUAUAAAAGGAGGCGGUCACUUUUCAUUUAACAUACAGAGCCACGUUUUAUGGAGCGUUGUUAGUUUGUUAUUGCCGUGCCGCCGGCUCAGUGUUGCCAGAUCCUGAUGGUGUUUGGCGUGUCUUGACCAGUGCCAAUGAGAAGCGAGUGCAGUGCUAAUCCUGGAUUACCAAGCGCACGAACCUUACUGCAGUUUAAAACCAGCGGCACAAGUGAAUAUUAAAAUUGACCUACAGUAAACAUGGUUAUAAUCAGAGCAGCAGUUAUCCUUCAGUUAGAUCUUAUUUUGAUGGCUCUGAUAUGUCCUCUCUUCGUCUCUUCCUUUCACAUCUUCAGCUUCGUCUAUGGACCUCUGCCUGCUUCUUGUGUAAUGGGGAAUUUAACCUCCUCCCAUCCAAGGGGUCUGUCCAGCACUGCCUGUUUACAGUACGUUCAGGAUGUGGUGUCACAGAACUGUGUUGUGAUAUUUUCCAAGACCACCUGCCCAUAUUGUAAAAUGGCCAAAAACGUCUUCAACGAAAUUGGCGCAACCUACAAAGUGAUUGAACUGGAUGAGCACAAUGACGGGCGGAGUCUGCAAGAGGCCCUAGCUCAGAUGACCGGUGCCAGGACGGUCCCAAGAGUCUUUGUCAAUGGCCAUUGCAUUGGGGGCGGGUCUGAUACCAAACAGCUCCAUCAGCAAGGAAAGCUGGUGCCUCUGAUCGAGCAGUGUGCUUCCUGCUGUGCUGCCACGGGCUCUGAAGGCUCAGGCGCCAGACAGUUUGAGGCGGCCAAAUGACUAACCGUUCUUACGGUUUUUAUCAAUGCACCACUUAUCACAUGCUUGCUUGAGCUCAUGCUACAAGGUGUACAUUGCUUGAGCAUGACUAUAGUAUUUAUGCAUCAAAGUGCGGUGGAUACUUGAUGUAAAAAUACAUUUUCAUCCAGGGAUGUACAUUAUUAUGAUAAUGAUGAUGAUAUUGUUUUUAAUAUUAUUGUUAUGGCCUCUGUGUAAAGCGUGGGAUUGCUGUAUUACUCGUACAGCACUUGUACAUGUUUGUUUUAUUGAACAAUAUUACACUUCACUGAACUGUGAACAUCUUGAUGUAUUGAUUCUACCUUAGCCGUUGGUUUUUAUUUCAGGUAACUUUUCAUAUUUUUCAAGAGCAAAAGAGGUACACUUUGUAAAAAUAUGCAGAGUAUUGUGCUGUU
Molecule: messenger RNA, 1564 nt
Organism: Haplochromis burtoni (Burton's mouthbrooder)
Lineage: Eukaryota; Metazoa; Chordata; Actinopteri; Cichliformes; Cichlidae
Gene: glrx2
Product: glutaredoxin 2
Exons: 4
Coding region: 615-1151 (178 amino acids)
Source: RefSeq, a predicted model, not a curated record